AUGAGUGUUCAAUCUACUAUGUGGUACACUGCCGAGAAGAGCACACAAAUGGAUGACACAAAUGUCAAGAAACAAGGAACUGUUACGAAUAUUCUGCCUCUCAAAUACUACGAGAGAAUGUCUUAUGCUUACUAUGCCUCUCUUUAUAAUCAAUCAACACAAGCUAAUAACACUAACACAAUAGUUCAUGAAACACCUAAAACAACAACAACAACAACAACAACAACAACAAUAGGUUUUGAAUCAACUGCUACAGGUGAAAAAUCCACAGGUCAUUCCUUGGAGACAACAAAGCAGGUUUCGAUUUUGGCUUCGAAUAUUCUCGAAUUAUCGACUUUUUCACCAAUUCUUGAUCAAAAAGAUGAUAUAAUUGUAACAACACCACCGAUUGUUGAUUCGCACGAUGAAGCUAUUGAAAAGCUAUCGGCACAACAACACCAAAUCUACCACGUAAAUCCAAACCAAAAUCCAAAUCAUUACGGAAACGAAAAACCAAAUGUCUAA
Molecule: messenger RNA, 504 nt
Organism: Rotaria socialis
Lineage: Eukaryota; Metazoa; Rotifera; Eurotatoria; Philodinida; Philodinidae
Source: the annotation of a GenBank genome assembly